Messenger RNA from Leguminivora glycinivorella, 2050 nucleotides. RefSeq names its product congested-like trachea protein (gene colt). Gene Ontology annotation, cellular component: mitochondrial envelope. The transcript has a single exon. The record is from RefSeq and is a predicted model, not a curated record. The coding region runs from base 154 to 1050 and encodes 298 amino acids. Lineage: Eukaryota; Metazoa; Arthropoda; Insecta; Lepidoptera; Tortricidae. Gene Ontology annotation, biological process: carnitine transmembrane transport; mitochondrial transport. Gene Ontology annotation, molecular function: O-acyl-L-carnitine transmembrane transporter activity.
UUGGACUUUGACAUUUCAAUCAACUAGAUUUUAAACUGUAAUCGAGUAGGAAAUUGAAACUCAGGACAAGAACAGCUUUAUAGCUGUUGACCCUGAGCCACGUAGACUUGUAGUUCCUAUUCUCCCUUCGAACCAAACGAUACAAAUCCAAAAAUGUCUGAAAAAAGCAGCCCGAUUAAAUACUUUUUGAGUGGUGGAUUCGGUGGCGUAUGCACAGUGUUAGCUGGUCAUCCCAUGGAUACAGUGAAAGUGAGAUUGCAAACUAUGCCACUGCCGAAACCGGGCGAAGUGCCCCUGUACAGCGGUACUUUCGACUGUUUCAGGAAGACUAUCAAUAAGGAAGGUUUUCGUGGGUUGUACAAGGGCAUGUCGGCGCCCUUGACCGGGGUAGCGCCGAUUUUCGCGAUCAGUUUCUUUGGGUUCGGUCUCGGUAAGAAACUGAUAGCUCGUUCUGAGGACCAGGUGCUCUCUAAGCCCGAGUUGUUCGCCGCGGGCGCCUUCUCCGGGAUCUUCACGACAUCCAUCAUGGCGCCAGGCGAGCGCAUCAAGUGCCUGCUGCAGAUCCAGCAGGGCGGCAACGCGCCGCAGAAGUACGCUGGCAUGGUCGACUGCGCCAGACAGUUAUACCGCGAGGGCGGCAUGAAGAGCAUCUACAAGGGCAGUGUAGCAACUAUUUUAAGAGAUGUGCCAGCCAGUGGCAUGUACUUCAUGACCUAUGAAUGGGUGAAGGAAGUGUUGGUACCGGCCGAUGCAAGCUCUAAAAUGAAAAUGCUGGCCACUAUCAUGGCUGGGGGCUGCGCUGGGAUAGCUAACUGGCUGGUAGGCAUGCCAGCUGAUGUGUUGAAGAGCAGGCUGCAGACAGCACCUGAAGGGACAUAUCCUAAUGGUAUGCGAGAUGUGUUCAAGCAGCUCCUAGAACGAGAAGGCCCGACAGCUCUGUACAAGGGUGUAACUCCGGUCAUGCUCCGAGCAUUUCCGGCUAAUGCGGCAUGCUUUGUGGGCUUUGAGCUAGCCAUCAACUUCUUGGACUGGGUUGCACCAAGCCUUUGAUAGUGUUAUCAGAAACUAGAUCAAGAAUUAUAUGUACAGUAUACUAAGUAUAAGAUUCCUCUAAGUUUUAAAUGAAAUCUAACUAUAGAAAGAUGUAAAUCAGAUAUAUUUUUUUGGCUUGACUCAUGACUGUUACUUGCAUGUGAUGCCAAAAUAGAUAAGCUUUAUUUGGCAGGGAUUAAUUGUAAGAGAUCAUGUUUAUUUUUUAUUACAAUUUGUUUACAACACUGCCUAAGUUUAUUUUGAAAUAUUCAAAAGAAAAUGUACGUGGUUACAAGAUUAGUUUACAAGUUCAUUGUGUGAUAAAAACUGAAAAAUAUUUAAGUUUAUUAUUUUAAUAUAUCUGCAGUAUAUUCGAACCACAAUCAAAGUCAGUCCAACUCGACUUUAUCUUGCUAGACAGAUAUAUACAUACAUGCAAUCACGCCUGUAUCCCAUAAAGGGGCAGGCAGAGCACAUAAACUACUAAAGUUUCAGUGCCACUCUUGGCAAAAAGGGGUUGAUAGAAAUCGAAAUUGUGCUAGACAGAUUUUAGAUGAAAACUUUGUCAAUGUUUCAUUAAUCUUUCAAAUUCUUACUUAGUCUUACUAUAUGCAAAUUUAAUUUUGUUUUAAUGGGGGUAAACCCUUCCAAGUGAUAUGCAAUAUUGUAAAAAUGAUGCAGAUUUCAGUAAAAAAAAAAAGUCAUAGAAGUAUUUUUUUUUUACACUUAGUUGUGUUGUGUACAAUUUAAAUUGCCUCUCUUUUAAAGCCUAUAACUUUGAUAAAUACCGUCAGUGUGAGGAUUUUAUUGUAUACUAAAGUAUACAACUUUAUUACUUGAGGUAUCAAACUUGUUAGCUUUGUAAGGGUCUCCAGUAUCUCUGCCUAAGCCACAAAUAUUAGUGAUAUAUUUUUAUUAUUGUAGUUAAAUAUUCUUUAGUUUAUGCAAUGUUAUUUCAGAUAAUAGGACAUAUGUCACAGAUAAACUUUAAGUGCCUUGCAUUAUACAUGUUUACCAA